Molecule: messenger RNA, 174 nt
Organism: Funneliformis caledonium
Lineage: Eukaryota; Fungi; Glomeromycota; Glomeromycetes; Glomerales; Glomeraceae
Source: the annotation of a GenBank genome assembly
AUGACGCGGAAGGUACUUCAACUUCUAUUUGCUGAUUUUGCUGGCAACCUACUAAAAAUUCUAAACUUUGCGGGACUUUGGCUAAAAUCAAAAUCUUAUAUAAACAUAAGGAACAUGCGAGACCAAGUUAAGACAGAUUUUGAAUCCGAUGAAAAACGUCCUCCUAUACAAUAG